Dipodomys spectabilis (banner-tailed kangaroo rat) is the source of this 2278-nucleotide messenger RNA. It is a transcript of the gene Matn3, whose product is annotated as matrilin 3. Lineage: Eukaryota; Metazoa; Chordata; Mammalia; Rodentia; Heteromyidae. Gene Ontology annotation, molecular function: calcium ion binding. The coding region runs from base 1 to 1449 and encodes 482 amino acids. The record is from RefSeq and is a predicted model, not a curated record. The transcript has 8 exons.
AUGUCGCGCCUGACCCCCGUGUGCUGCCUCCGGGGACUCCCGCUGCUCUGGUCGCUGCUGCUGCUGUUGCUGCCGCCUCCGGCUGCCCCCGGCCCUUUGGACCGCCCGGGCAUCCGCAUCCGGAGGCCGGAGAUCCGAGGCCCCGGCGGCAGUCCCGGGCGCAGCCCUGCUCCCACCAGCGCACCCCAUGCCGGGGCCACCCAAGGGCCAGGGGUUUGCAAGACCAGGCCUCUGGACUUGGUGUUUAUCAUCGAUAGUUCUCGUAGCGUCCGGCCCCUGGAGUUCACCAAAGUGAAAACCUUCGUGUCCCGGAUCAUCGACACCCUGGACAUCGGCGCGUCCGACACGCGGGUGGCCGUGGUGAACUACGCCAGCACGGUGAAAAUCGAGUUUCAGCUGCAGACCUACUCCGAUAAGCGGUCCCUGAAACAGGCCGUGGCGCGGGUCCGCCCGCUAUCCACAGGCACCAUGUCCGGGCUGGCCAUCCAGACGGCGAUGGACGAAGCGUUCACCGUGGCAGCAGGAGCUCGGGGACCCGGCUCCAACAUCCCCAAAGUGGCCAUCAUCGUGACCGACGGGAGGCCCCAGGACCAAGUGAACGAGGUGGCGGCCCGGGCGCGGGCCGCGGGCAUCGAGCUCUACGCCGUGGGCGUGGACCGGGCAGACCUGGAGUCCCUCAGGAUGAUGGCCAGCGAGCCUCUGGAUGAGCAUGUCUUCUACGUGGAGACCUACGGGGUCAUCGAGAAGCUGUCCUCCAGAUUCCAGGAGACCUUCUGUGCUGUGGACCCGUGCGUGCUUGGUACACACCAGUGCCAGCACGUGUGCAUCAGCGAUGGGGAUGGAAAGCACCACUGCGAGUGUAGCCAGGGAUACACCCUGAACGUGGAUAGGAAAACCUGUUCAGCUAUUGAUAAGUGUGCCCUUAGCACUCACGGGUGUGAACAUAUCUGUGUGAAUGAGAGAAGCGGCUCUUACCACUGCGAGUGCCAUGAAGGUUAUACCCUGAAUGCUGACAGGAAAACAUGUUCAGCUCAAGACAAAUGUGCAUUGGGUACACUUGGCUGUCAGCACAUUUGUGUGAACGAUGGAGCUGGGGCCUAUCAUUGUGAGUGCUUUGAAGGCUACAGCCUGAAUGCAGAUAAGAAAACCUGUUCAGUGGAUAACAAAUGCGUUCUGGGUACUCAUGGCUGCCAACACAUUUGUGUGAGUGAUGGGGUUGCAUCCUACCACUGUGACUGUUUCCCUGGCUACAUCCUGAAUGAAGAUAAGACGACAUGUUCAGCUGUUGAAGAAGCACGGAGUCUCAUUUCCACGGAAGAUUCUUGUGGCUGUGAAGCCACCGUGGCAUUCCAGGAAAAAGUUAGCUCCUAUCUUCAAAGACUGAACACCAAACUCGAUGACAUUCUGGAGAAGUUGCAAGUAAAUGAAUAUGGACAAGUACAUCGUUAAAAAUACUCAGAUUUUUUCAUAUGGAAAUGUGGAGAAUUUAUGUGUUUAGUUCUUAUCCUUUUGUUCACUUGUUUCUUCAAAUGUUCCUCCCAGUAAUUUGCCAUUAUUAUGCCUUGGUAUUACUGGAUAAAUAGUAUGAGGCUUUUCUGGAGAAGCAAUAUUAUUUUCUAAGGAAAUAAGUGUGCAGAACUUUAUUAAAAGCACACUUUAGUUUGUCUAUGCUAUGACUGUGAAAUGGUUGCUAGGAAGUAGAAUAAAAUGUUUAAUGUUUUAUUAGCUACUAAUUGAGCCAUUUAACUAUUAAUUAUUAGAUGAGUAAAGAUAGUCAUGUGGGUAAUGGGAACAUCAGAUCUAUUUUCUCUUGAUAAUAUUUAUAAUAUGUAAAAAUCUUAUGAGUAUAACUUUUACAGAGUUAUAUAUAAAGUUACAAAGUAUACAAAAGUUACAUAUAAAAGGCUUAUAUGAUUAAAUUGUGAUAUAUAAUUUAGAACUGUUCACAAUUUAACACUUGUAUUGUGCAUAAUUUUACUGAGCAUUAUUGAAUCUAUGAUCAAGGGAUUGCAAUAUAUUAAAAAAACUAUUAACACAAAGUACUAUUAGUGAACAUUGAAUACCAACCUAAAUUCAUUCUGGCCUUAUAAAUUUACAACAAAUAAACAUUAAUUGUAAAUAGGAUAUUAAACUUUUUACCAAGGCCAAAAAAGGAAAACACAACCCUAAAUUUACUUUAUUAUUUUGCUUUGGGAUCAAUUAAUAAGUUUAUGUAAAAUUGACAUAACAAGUAAUAAAAUCUAAGAUUGUCUUAUUUAAUGUUAGUAGGAAACCUAAU